Molecule: messenger RNA, 476 nt
Organism: Pseudomyrmex gracilis
Lineage: Eukaryota; Metazoa; Arthropoda; Insecta; Hymenoptera; Formicidae
Exons: 2
Coding region: 31-426 (131 amino acids)
Source: RefSeq, a predicted model, not a curated record
GUAUCUACAAAGCAUUUAGAAAAACAAAAUAUGUAUAAAAACAGAGAGUAUCUAUCUACAGACUAUCUACACAGUAAUAAAGAAAAUAUAAACAAUGAUGAUGAGACAUACUGUGUAGCUUCUUCAAAGUGUAAGGAGAUAUCAACCUCUUCUAGUGCAAAGAGAUACCAACCUUCUCUAUCUACAACAUAUUCAAAAGACAUGAAGAAACCAAAACUUAUGGCAACUGCAGUAAAUUUACUAGAAAAGAAAUCUUCUAUGUUCGAAAACUUAAAACAAAAAAUGUUAGAAUUAAAUCAAGAAACAUUAAAAUUGAAAAAAGAAGAACUAGCAGUACAUAAAGGCAUACUGGAAGAAUUGCAGAAUUUAAAUAACGGAUUAACAGCUAUUCGAGAAGUGAUGCUUGGACAGUAUCUAGAUCCUUAAAAGUACCCUAGAUCCUUAAAAGUACAUGGUACAUCUCUAUGUACCAUGUG